Messenger RNA from Lactuca sativa (garden lettuce), 717 nucleotides. RefSeq lists its product as uncharacterized. The record is from RefSeq and is a predicted model, not a curated record. Lineage: Eukaryota; Viridiplantae; Streptophyta; Magnoliopsida; Asterales; Asteraceae.
AUGGAGAAUGUGAGUAUUGUGACUUCUGACUAUGAAGAAUUUUUCACACAUGCACAGAGGAUCUCCGAUAGGAAGACAGAAAAGGCAGAAGAGUCGGCUCCAGCUAAGCCCGACCAGAAUCGGCGAGUCCCUCUAAUGGACUCGACAAGUCCAUGUGUUAAUGACAAAACGGUCAUUCCCUUAAAUCCAUAUAAUCCUCCUUUGCCAUUCCCAAUCAGAGCCAUGCCUGGUGAAAAGGUUGAAGCUUAUAGAGCUUUUAUGGAGCAUGUUAGAGCCCCACAAGUCAACGUGCCAUUUGUAGAAACAAUGCUUCAAAUGCCCAAGUAUUUUAACUUACUAAAGGGUCUCUUUGCUGCUAGGAAAGAUUUAGCUGAAGUCGCAAAAAUAAUAUUGAGUGAGUUACCCGAAAAGAAGGGCGAUCCGGGGAGUAUCAUAAUUCCGUGCGAAUUUGGAAAUGCACUUUUCACUGAAGCGUUGACCGACUCGGGUGCAAGCAUCAACCUGAUGCCUUUCUCUUUCUUCAAGAAGCUGAAUUUACCGGAGCCAAGGCCGGUAAACAUGAAGAUCCAUUUGGUAGACAAGACAACAAUUCAUCCAAGAGGCAUUUGUGAGGAUCUUCUCAUUAAAGUCAACAAGUUCAUAUUUCCAGUAGACUUUGUGGUGCUUGAUAUGGAAGGAGACCCCGAAAUUCCGAUUAUUUUGGGGAGGUCAUUUUGA